Melampsora larici-populina 98AG31 is the source of this 1209-nucleotide messenger RNA. RefSeq lists its product as uncharacterized. The record is from RefSeq and is a predicted model, not a curated record. The coding region runs from base 1 to 1209 and encodes 402 amino acids. The transcript has 4 exons. NCBI's taxonomy places the organism in Eukaryota, Fungi, Basidiomycota, Pucciniomycetes, Pucciniales, Melampsoraceae.
AUGCCUCCGCAAAAUCAAAUCAAACAAGUCCAUCGAGUUGUGUAUCACUUUCAUGAAUCCGAUUUGAAAUCAGCAAAUCCACUUAUUCUUCAUGCAGCUCUCACUGCUUCCAUUCUCGACGUAUUCGGACAAUCCUCAAAUUCAAUCACGAAAUGGAUCCUUGAUAUCCAGACCAUCACGAUUGAGCUAUCUACAACACAUGGAAUCUUACCUACAAAGUCACCGAUCCGUCAGAUUCUUCCUGAAGAAGCUGCCACUCUCAAGAAAAUUCCUAGCUCAGCUACAACAACUUUCCGAUGGUUAGAGCUCGAUCCCGUCCUACAAUAUCUGAAUUGCUGUUCCUCGUGCUUUGCGAUGUACCCCGAGAAUCGAGCACCAUCUCACUGUCAUCAUUGUAUUGCAAAUAUCCCGGGUGGACCUUCCGAUUCUGUUGAUCCAAACGACAACACCCCUUCUCUUCCUUCAGAAGACAACGAGCCAGAAUUUUCAGACUCGAUAUGUGGCGAGCCUCUAUUCAAAUAUAUACGUGGUGUACAGAAGCCUGCUCGCCAUCUUCAAAAUGAUGAAGAGAAGCUACCACCGAUUAGUACUGUCGAGCUUCUGAAGCUUGUCGCUGAGCACUCAGAACCUUUACCCCGUGUUCGCAAUUCAACCGUACUUGAUUCAGAAAGAGACCCCGAAGGAUUGGAUCAAAAUCUCAACGAUAUUGAUAAGAAAGAACCAUGUGUAUGGCGCCGCCCAGAUGAGUGGGCCUUACUGAGCAAGAGCGACUCAAUUGGCUAUUCUCCUGUAGCCGCUCGUGCUCAAUUCUAUAAACAGGUUGAACACACUGACGGACUAAUUUCUACGUUCACUCAAAACCCCGAUAAUUGCUGCAUCUAUUUCAAGGACUCAAAAGGUUCUGAUUGCUUUGCUCGAGUAUAUUCAAUAUUUUCCCAUAGUAGGACUUCGGUACCAUCUGGAAUUGCUACUGAUACAUGGCUCCAUGUACAAUGCUUCCCCCAUUUACCACCCACGCAUCGUAAUCCUUUUGACUUGACUCACCCGUCAGAAGUACAGUGCGCAUUGAGAUUAUGGAGUUCUACCGAGCAGAAAAUAAUCAAGCUAAAUGAGGUGAUUGCUCAGUGUGUAUGGAUCAUGUUCAAACCAGGGGAGAUGGAUCAGAAUGUGGAUGUAUCUACAAUAGGCUUCAUUAUCUUAAAACACUAA